AGAAUCAAAAGCGAACAAAAAACAAAAAAUUAAGUUUACUGCUUUCAUCUAAAGGCUGUAAAGAUGAAGACCAAACAUGUUUAGCGCCAACUGUUUAUGAUCUUACGAAACAAAAAUCGACAACACAAACAACAAACAACAAUAACAACACCAUCAUCCAAAAAACUGGUAAAGAAAUUAAGGCAAAAGUCACCAAGAAUACCAUGACUGCCAAAUCAGCUGGUUCAGGUAUACUGACCACAGGUAGAGCCAGCGAAAAGACACUAGCCAAGCCAAAACUAACAGAAGAUCGAGCCAAGACCAAUCCAGCCUCAAGCCAUAAACCGAAUGAACGAACACAGCCUAUCGUGAUGUCAGAAAGUGUGCAGAAACAACUUCAAGAUGCAUUGGACUCACACAGUGAGAUGCAAAAGUCAAGUCCUAAAGAAGACCAUGCCAUUGAACAUCAUGAUAACAUGGACAUAAGUGUUGAUAGACCCAUUCAACGUAUUCAACGACUAAGACCGGCAGCCUCAUUUGCUACUAUGCGUCAAUUAGCCAAUACAAACCAUCAAAAGAUACAACACAUGAAAAAGAGACCUGUUUCGUUUAUGGAUGCUUCUUCUCAAUACGAUGAGAAUGAUGUAUCCGUGCAUCUACUCAGCCAAAGAGCCGGUGUAGAAGAUCAACAGGUACCUUUUUUGAGUGCAUCUCCCUCACCACCUUCCAGUGUGGCUAGCGGCAAUAGUUAUCGAAUACUAUCUCCCUAUGUUCACAAUCUGAUUAUCAAAGAUGGAGAUGGACACCGCAUUAUUCAGUGUGUAGGAAUCGAUGACCAUCCGUCCAGUAUUGAACAUGAUAGGCCUCCACCAGCCGAAAUGACAGACGAAUAUGCCUUCAUGUAUUCAAGGCCACCAUUAGAAGAACCAAAGUUAUGUUGGAUUUAUCAACAACAGGAUGCUCUCGACUCACAUCAUAUCAGAAGCUCAAGUCAAUGUAGACGCAAAGACAGUGUGAAAUCAUUCAGCAGUUUAUCUAGCUAUGACACAAAACUUGAACAAUUAAAAAACAAGCUCGAAAAAGAAAAAGCGACGAUUAAAGCACUUCAAAAGCAGAAAGAAGCUUACAACAAGGAUGUGAUCUUUCUAAGUCAGAAUGUAGAUGAAUUAACAGUGGACAAUAUGGAAUGGAAAAGACAGUUUGAGACUGAAAAGAUACAAAAAGAGCGUCUUCAAGAGGAACUGUCGAAAACAAUGACUCAAUUAGAUAAAGCUACUGAGCACAUCAGACGACUUGAAAGUCAAAACCAAACCUUGAUAUUCGAAUUAAAGAAUAAGGAGUUGGAAGAAAAAGCUUCUCCUGCAUUGGAAGGCGCUGAAAAAGCAUUAGCUACACAACUUCAACAUACACAAAAUCAAGUACGACUAUUAAAGACAGCCAUGGAACAGUUUUUAAGAAUGGGUAUUUUUAGUGAUGCAUUGACUGUGUCUUCUCCUACAAAUUCAACUGAAGCUUUUGUAUCAGAUAUUCAGAAACCACGUCGCUCUAGUUCAACAAAAAAGAACCCAUCAAAACAAACAAACGAAAAAAGACAGAAAGGAUCAAAGACACCACAAAACAAGUUACCACUUUCUCCUCAACCGAGUGAAAACAAAAGUAUCUCUACUGAGGAACUCGAUAUUCAACUUCGAGAACUCGUACGUGAAAAAGAAAUUCUUCAAGCUGAAUAUAGCAAGGCACCCUCAAGUGGUGGCAAUGCACUCCUUCGAAGACGAAGAGAAGAACUAGAAACCAAAUUAGAUAACAUAGACUCUCAAAUGUGCCGAGUCAAACUAAAAAUGAGACAUCGCCAUAUCAUAUAAGUAUUUUUCAUUUCCUUUUUGAAUAAAAAUAAGCUAUCAGACUUGUAGCUCCUUCCUUGCCGUGUUCUUGGAAUAUAGAACAGGCGAGAUCAUCAACUGACAAAAGCUGUUCAGAGAACAACAAUGGCCACACUUCACUCAAAAGAAGGUCUACUGACAAUCAUCGACUAGCUUUGGGAUUGUAUCUAGUUUAGAAAACCUAGAAUUGAAACAUACUGCAUACAGAUCCUGUAGAGUACGGUCACUAAAGAAAACAUAAAUUGCUUACUUU
Molecule: messenger RNA, 2112 nt
Organism: Gilbertella persicaria
Lineage: Eukaryota; Fungi; Mucoromycota; Mucoromycetes; Mucorales; Choanephoraceae
Exons: 7
Coding region: 204-1841 (545 amino acids)
Source: RefSeq, a predicted model, not a curated record